CACAAGGACCUUAAAGACCAACAACCUACCCUAAGUUGACUUUUCGACUAACUGGAUCGGACGGAAACGUUAGUAGAAUUAUUAUUAUUAUUGGUGGGUUUGGCCGUGAUAUUGUUAUUUUGAAUUAUAAGGCGAUUACCGGAGACGGAUCGAAUUUUGAAUCAGCUGCUGUAAUGGAGAGUUUGAGUGAUAACAUUGUUGUGUCUCCUAUUUUUUAUUUUUUUUCGGAAGGUUUUGUUGUGUCUCCUAUUCUGGAUGACUUGUUAGGCAAAUUGGAUUCACUUUUUGAUGGUGCUGGUAACCGGUCUUCGCGAGCUAAACAGACGAGACAGCUUCGGCGGGUAAUUGAAGAAAUCUUAGCCGAAGUUCUGAUAGUGGAACGGGAAAGUAAGACGGGAAUUACAACCCUUCUGUUUCUAGCAGAUGUUCAAAAAGCAGCUUACGUUGCAGAUGAUAUGCUGGAUGGUGUUUCCAAGAACGAGGUAAGCAUGAUGAUGAACGUCAGCAUGUCAGAUCCACUCCAUUCUGUGCUGUAUCUGAUCCUCCAAGAUUUUCUACGUAUCGAAAACAUCUACAAGAUUCAUGAUAAAGAUAUGACUAGCUCCGCCCCGGUGAUUAGGGAGCAUUUCCAUUGCCGUUCAUCUCCUAAUCUUUCGGCGGUUGAUGAACUCUUGCAAUCAAAGAAGGUUUUCGGAAGGGAUAAAGACAAGAAAAAGAUGUUGGGUUUGUUGAUCCAAGACAAUAACCAGAUGCAGCUUUCCGUCAUUUCCAUCUUGGGUGUGGAUGGAAUUGGAAAGACCACUCUGGCUCGUAUGCUUUACGAUGAUGAGAAAGUAUUGAAGCAUUUCGAUCUCAGGGUUUGGGUGUCCUUCGAUGCUCAAGAUUUUGAUGAAGUGAAGAUUGCAAAAGGGAUCAUAGAAUCUGUGACGGGGUUUCCUCUCGAGCCAGAAGAGAUGGGUGAACUAUCUGAUCUUGUCAUAGCUGCCUUGGGGUCAAAAAGAUCCUUAAUUGUGCUAGAUGACAUCAAAAUUGGAGAUAACAAGGAUAUUGAGGGUUGCCUUGAAAUACUGAAAAGUCUUUCCGCUGCAUCUGCUUUGGGAUCCAAAGUUAUAGUAACAACUCCCACCCUCCAUGUUGAAGAUGAUCAUAUAGCAGCCAAUGUUGAGCACUACGAACUGAAAAAAUUAUCCUAUGUCAAUAGCUGGUAUAUGUUCAACUAUCUAGCAUCUGAUUCCUCAAAUGCUAUAAGCAAUCCAAAAAUGUCCAUGGUUAUCCGAAUUCUACAAAGCUGCAGAGGCCUCCCUCUUCUGCUGGAUCUUAUAGGACGGCUUCUGAGAAUAGAGAAAGAGAAAAGGGACUUGGCUUCUUUUGAAAAAUUCCUUUAUUUUGGUCUUCUCAUUCCUCGAAAGGCAUCAGUAAGUUGUGAAAUCGGUAAUCCUCUUGUGCUGAGCUAUACUCACCUACCUUCGCAUUUGAAGAAAUGUUUUGCGUAUUGUUCGAUUUUCACCAAGGGCCAUGCACUGAGCAAAGAGAAGCUGAUUCACAUGUGGAUUGCUGAAGGUCUCAUUCAGUCAUUUGAUGGAAAGAGAACGUUGGAGGAUAUUGGCAACGAUUAUUUUCGGGAACUUGUGAGCAGGUCAUUCUUCACCGAAUUAAGCAGCAACGAUUCUGGUGACAUAAUAGAGUGCCGUAUGCAUGGCAUAAUCCACUAUUUUGCACAAGUUGUUGCGGGGUCAAUGAUGGAGAAAGAGGCUGGAGUUGAAUGUAGGCAAUCCAGAGAUAUGCGUCAGGUGUCUUUGGCUUUUAGUUGUGGAUUAUCAACCAUCCCGAGAGCACUGGAUAUUCCAAAAUACGUGCGGACUUUGCUUUUAUUAUCUGGUAAUUUCUCAGGCACCCUAGAUCAUUCAUUUUUCAGAUUUAAGGGUUUGCGAGUUCUAGAUUUAAGUUGUAGUGGCAUUGGGAAGUUAUCAAGUCACAUUCGAAAUUUACAACAUUUAAGAUAUCUUGAUCUCUCUCAUACAUUCAUUAAAAAACUUCCCAGCUCCAUAGCCAGCCUCACACACUUGCAAACUUUGAAGCUAUUUGGCUGCUAUCGUCUUGAGGUGUUACCCAAAAGAAUUCAUAACUUGACCAACCUCAGGCAUCUGGAUAUUGUGUUGUGCCAUUCAUUAUCUCAUAUGCCAUCUGGAAUUGGGCUACUAACUUCUCUUCAAUCAAUGCCGGUAUUUGUUCUGGGCAAGAAUCGCGGUUGUGCCCACCUAGGAGAGCUGCGUAGGCUAAACCUUACAGGCAAAUUAGAGAUUAAAAAUCUUCAAAAUGAGAAUAGGCUCGAAGAAGCACACCAGGCGAAGCUGUACCACAAAGAAAAACUUCACCAUUUGGGAUUAUCAUGGGGCCAUGAUAAUGUUGACCAAUGUUCCAAAAUAUCGAGUGCCCUGCUGUUGGAAAACCUAUGCCCGCACCCAAAACUUAAAGUUCUGGAUAUAACAGGGAAUGGAGAUAUCAAAUUUCCUUCAUGGAUGAAAGAUUCGACCAUCCGCAAUCUGGUUAAACUUUCCAUGAGGAAUUGCAGCUGUGAGGAACUUCCACCACUGGGGCAGCUACCCUACCUUAAGGAGCUAUGUGUCAAAGGGAUGCCGGAAUUAAAAUCCAUUGGCCAAGAAUUCUAUGGCAAGGAGUCUGUUAAUGGAUUCCCUUCACUUGAAAAAUUCGAACUUUCCGAUAUGCUCAAUUUGAAGGAAUGGUUGGAGACCCAUAUGGAGGCAUCAACUAGUAGCUCAACCACAAAACAAGUUUUUCCCUGCCUUAACACGCUCACAGUGGAAGGUUGCCCCCAACUCCAACGCAUCCCCAUUCUUCCGGUUCUCAAGGACUUAGUUAUGUGGAACAGCAAUGAGAAGCUACCUUGCUCCCUGGCCCACUUAACAUCACUUUCAUCCCUUGUUAUCAAUGAAUUCACAGAAGGGUGUUCUUUUUACAACCAAGGAAACUUCAAUUCUGUCAAGAAACUUAUGAUAUACAACUCUCGUAUUCUGGAUAAUAAGUUGGACGAUGAUGGUAUGCGGGAAUUUACUUCUCUUGAACAUUUGGGUAUUCUGCGUUGUUCUGAAUUGAUGUAUUUGCCAAUGGGCUUCAGAUAUCUCACUUCCCUUCAAAAGUUGGAUAUUGUAGAGUGCUCGGAUUUGAAAUUUAUUCCAGAGAUUAUGGAGUCCCUUACAUCACUUCGAGAGUUGAUCAUCGAUGAUUGUCCUGGGCUGGAAUCAUUGCCGACAGAUCUGCCUAAACUCACCAGACUUCAAAAGUUGAUUAUUAAAAGAUGCCAGAAAUUGUCAAAGCUGCCCCAAGGACUGGAAGUCACAUAUGAGCUCCAAUUUUUGUUGAUUACUGGAUGUCCUCAAUUGGAACGAAGACUGCAAAAGGAAACAGGUGAGGACUGGCCCAUGAUAGCUCAUAUCCGGUGUAUAAUAAUCGGCCACCAUUUAUAAGAGGUACAAGGGAUCGAUGCUAAAAGAAUAUAGAAGACAACCCUCAGUGAGGUAGGAUGCUGAAGCAGAAGAAUGUUUUAAUGCAAGUUCAAAAUCUUUGGCAGCGCACAUAACAUCCUGUUGACAUAGCAAUUGCUUGAAUAGGAAUUUUCGUCGGCAACUACUUGAGUAUGCAAGCACAUUGCCUGCAAAGCUCCAGAGAUCUCAAUACCAUCAGAGGACUGGACGAUUGUUCCCAAGCUCAAGAAACUCAAGUAAUAUGUCACGUCGUGCUAGACUGUAUCAGGAUGCAUAUUGUCACUAUGUAAUCAAAGCCCCAGUGAGGAGAGCGAUGACAUAUAUAGAUAACCUAGGACAAAGGUUCUAUGGAUGUGAAAGCUAUCUUAAGGUUAGUGGUGGAUUCUGAUAUAUUCGGGGUUUCCAACAAGAAAGGCUUUGAGAAAAAAACAUAACAUACAUUAAUAGAGCAACUUAGUGUGGCAAAAUGUGGAUAGGAAUUUGGAGGUGGUACCUACUUUUGAUGAGGAUGUCAGCUUCGUGGAGGUGGAAACCUAAAAUAUUGCAAGGAACGUGAAAUUUCGAAGUGUUUAUUGGGUUGUCUUUAUGUUUGAGUUUAACAUAAUGUGUUUUGGAUGAGAAUGUAAUUUUGAACCAAGUGUAUGAAAAUGGAUUUAGUAUAGUAAGGUUUUGUUUCGA
Messenger RNA from Cornus florida, 4181 nucleotides. Its product is annotated as putative disease resistance protein RGA1. The transcript has 3 exons. Gene Ontology annotation, molecular function: ADP binding; protein binding. The coding region runs from base 174 to 3485 and encodes 1103 amino acids. NCBI's taxonomy places the organism in Eukaryota, Viridiplantae, Streptophyta, Magnoliopsida, Cornales, Cornaceae. The record is from RefSeq and is a predicted model, not a curated record. Gene Ontology annotation, biological process: defense response to other organism.